This is a messenger RNA of Jatropha curcas, 1575 nucleotides long. Its product is annotated as DELLA protein RGL1. The record is from RefSeq and is a predicted model, not a curated record. NCBI's taxonomy places the organism in Eukaryota, Viridiplantae, Streptophyta, Magnoliopsida, Malpighiales, Euphorbiaceae.
AUGAGUUCAACAAAUCAAAGCUCUGAGAGUCUGGAAGUAGAAAAUGGAAGUGGACUAGACAAAUGUCAUGGAGUUGAAGAUUGGGGAGAGUCGACAGCCACUAAUUCCGUUCAUUCUGAUAAUAGAUUCAAUCAGGAUUCUCUAGAUGCUGUUCAACCCAAGAAGGAAAAGCAAGUUCAAUUCUCUCCAACCUCAUUUAGGCUCCUAAAAGCUUAUCGCAAGGGGCUCAAAAGAACUAGCAGUCAGAAAAUAAUUGACCCUGCCAUUGGUAAACCAACUGCAAAGGAGACAAGUGAAGGAUUAUCAAUCGAAGAAAUCAUAAGGAUUGCUGGAAAAAGAUUUGUUAGGACCUUAACCAAGCCAGUUAAUUUUGCCUCCAUGCAUAAUCACCAUAUUGAUGUUUGUUACUCUGGCCUUUCCACUGAGGACGCCGAAAGAGUUCACCUGGUUGGACUCCUCCUAAAAUCUGCUGACAAAGUAGGGAAUCAACAAUAUGACUGCGCAAACAUAUUGCUAGAUGAAUGCGAUGGCUUGUCUUCAUGCACUGGAAAUGCAGUUGAAAGAAUAGUUUAUUAUUUUUCUGAAGCUCUUCGAGAGAGGAUUAAUCGACAAACCGGAAGAAUCCCAUCACAGGAUUUGGAAAAACUGAAGUCAUUCAAUAUCGAUGAGCAAAUCAUGGCUCCAACUGCCUCUCUUUUGGCCUGUUACCGAGGAGUUCCCUUCCAUCAAGUUGCACAUUUUGCUGGAAUCCAAGCCAUUGUAGAAAAUGUGGCAGAGGCAAAGAAGAUUCAUAUGAUUGAUCUAGGAAUAAGGUUUGGAGAUCAUUGGACUUGCUUGAUGCAAGCUUUGGCAUCUCGAUCCGAAUGCCCUCUUGAGCAGUUCAAGAUAACUGCUAUAGGAACUACUAAGAGACAGUUAAUUGAAGACACAGGUAAGAGGCUAGAGGAAUUUUCCGAGACCAUUUGCUUACCUUUUUGUUUUAAGAUAGUUAUGGUAUCAGACAUCCUGGAUCUCAAAGAAGAUCUCUUUGAGCUAGAUGAUGAUGAAACAGUAGCCAUGUACAGUGGAUAUUUUAUAAGGACGCUGAUUCCAUUACCAGAUAGACUGGAUUCUAUGAUGAAAGUGAUUAGAAACCUCAAUCCAUGUAUAAUGGUGGUCAUUGAACCCGAGGUUUAUACCAGCUCGCCUUCUUUUGUUAAUUGUUUCAUUGAAGCUCUUUUCUAUUUUAGUGCAUAUUUCGAUUGUCUAGAGGCCUGUAUGGGUGAUGAUCCAAAUAGGAUAAUUAUAGAGUCAUCUCACUUUGGAGAUGCAAUCAGGAAUAAUGUAGCCACUGAGCUAGGAGAAAGAAAGUCUCAAUGUUCAAAUCUUAAUGUUUGGGGAAGAUUGUUAGCCCGUUUUGGAAUGGAGGAGACUGAACUUAGUUCAUCAUCUUUAUGCCAAGGAAAUCUGGUGGCCAAGACAUUUGCUGGUGGAAAUUCUUGUGUGCUUGAUAUGGAUGGGAAAAGCCUACUUAUUGGGUGGAAGGGUAGACCAAUGAUUUCUCUCUCUUCAUGGAAGUUCAUUUCAAGAAAGUAA